GAAGGAAAGGAAGGAAGAGGCUUCAUGGCACGCUCCCCCCUUCCCUUCUUCCUCCUCCUUUUCUUCCUCUCUCUUUCUUCUGGAUCCUUCUUGGGACAAAGCAGGUCAAGUUCGGUUUCGGGGGCAAAGAGGUUCCUGGAGAAAUACGGCUAUUUUGAGCCUUCAGCUGAUGGGUCCCAAGCGUUUGCAGAAGCCGUCCGGGCCUUCCAACGGGAAUCCCACUUGGAUCCCAGCGGAGCACUGGACCCCCCUACUCUCCACCAGAUGACCCUUCCCCGAUGCGGCAACAAAGGCAGCCAACAGCACAGAGUGACCCCUUGGAUGAAGCCUGGACCAAAGAGGAGGAGCCGCAGGGGACGGGACCUCCUGCCAAGUGGCAAAUGGCACAAGCGGCAGCUGACCUUCCGUCUGGUCAACUGGCCACGGUACUUGCCCCCGAAUCAGGUCCACUCGGCCGUCCAGGCAGCCUUCCGGCUCUGGAGCAACGUCUCCAGCCUGCUCUUCUGGGAGGCCGAGGGGGAGCCUGCUGACAUCCGCCUGACCUUCUUCCAGGGAGACCACAACGACGGGGCCGACAAUGCCUUUGACGGGCCUGGGGGCGCCCUGGCGCAUGCCUUCUUCCCGCUCCGAGGGGAGGCGCACUUCGACAGCGAGGAGCGCUGGGUGCUGGGUGGUGGGAAAGGACGCAACCUCUUCCUGGUGGUGGCACACGAGAUCGGCCACACGCUGGGCCUGGCGCACUCCCCCGUCCGGGGGGCUCUGAUGUCCCCCUACUACAAGAAGCUAGGCAAGGGCUUCCUUCUUAACUGGGACGACAUCCUGGCCAUCCAGAACUUAUAUGGGAAACCGUCUCGGGGACCAGUGGUCCAGCUUCCAGGAAAACUCUUUGCCCGCUUCCCAGAAAUUGAAGAAGGACAUCAGGAGGAAGACAACCUUAGUGCCCAUUACUGCUGGUCCUUUUUUGAUGCCAUCACUACAGAUCCCGAGGACAACAUUGUGGUCUUCAAGGGAGGCCAUUACUGGACGGUGUCCAAAGCGGGAGUGAGCAGUGGUCCGCACCCGAUCCAGGCCAAGUGGCCAGGGAUGGCGUCCAGCCUUGACGCAGCCGCCUUCUCAGAGGAGGAUGGGAAAUACUAUUUCUUCAAAGGGGGGCGGUGCUGGCGCUACCGAGGGUCCUUCCUGGACGACGGCUUCCCUCAGAAGUGCAGUGGUGGUGGAAGCAGUGCUCUCCCUCGGCAUCCGGACACGGCCCUCUUCUUCCGUCCACUGCACCAGCUGGUCCUCUUCAAGGGCCCAAAGUACUUUGUGGUGGACGGGGAGGACCUCCAGGUGGAGCCCUAUUACCCCCGGAGCCUCCGGGACUGGGGGGGAGUACCAGCGCUGGCCAACGGGGCCCUCACCCGCCCGGGUGGCUCUGUCUACUUCUUCCGCAAUGACGACUUCUGGGAGUUUGACCCAGAGAAGCUACGGGUGGUGGGCAGUGGGAAGUGGGCUGCCCAGUUGGCCUGGCUCGGGUGCCAGGACGCGGCCCUCAACCGGGCAGGGGAAUGAUCACCCCUUCCAGAACCCACAUUGGCUUGCUUGGUGGACAAAAUGGCCAACUUCCUCCACCAAUCGAGAACUGCCCACCAUCUUGGUUGGUUUGUGGAGGAGGAAGGAGCCAGGUUUUGGGCCUAGCGGACUCGCUGGCAUGUAUGGUUUCCACUCCAACAUUAAUCCUCUUCUCUUCCAAGAUGGGUGCCUUUGGAAGAACAAAAUGACCAAACUCAUCCACUAACCAGGAACCAUCCACCAUCUUGGUUGGUUUGUGGAAAAGGAAGGAGCCAGCAGUUGUACCUAGAGGACUCGAGGCUGGCAUGUAUGGUUUCCUCUCCAAUGUUAACCCUCUUUCUUUCCAAGAUGGUUGCCUUCAGGAGGACAAAAUAGCCAACCUCCACUCACUAUGGACUGUCUGCCAUCUUGGAUUCUAGUUCUUCUCCAGAGAGAGAAGGAACUGGCAUUUGGACCCAUUUAUGAGAGGCCAAUGUUUGAAUCGGCUAUGGAGGAGGCUCAUAGGGAUGAAUGGUUUCUUCCACAACAUUCAUUUUCUUUCCUUCCAAAAUGAAUGCCUUUACGUGGACGGCCAUCUUGGAUUCUGGCUGUUUUGCGGAAGGAUAAGGAACAGACAUUUGGACCAAUUUAUGAUAGACCAAUGUUUGGAUUGGCUUAUGAGGAGGCCCAUAUGGAGCAAUGGUUUCUUCUCCAAUGUUAAUCCUCUUCCCUUCCAAAAUGGCUGCCAUCUGAAGGACAAAAUGGUGACCCUCCUCCUGUUGACCAUUUACAUGGAUCAACUCAAGGCUAGCUUUUAUGCUGGGCUCAUAUUUGGGUUGCAAUAUGGAGCAAUGGCUUCUUCUCAAAAUGGCUACCUUGGGGAGGACAAAAUGGUGGUCCUCCUCCACUAACUGACCACCAACCUGAACUUCAAGAAGGAACCAACCUUUGGACCCAGAAGACUCAAGACUUAGAUUUAGGACAACAUUUUGGGUUGGAAGAGACUGAUGGCCAAGGAGGAGACCCAUAGUGUGCAAUGUCUGCUCCCGCCAAUGUUAAUUCUCUUCCCUUCCAAAAUGGCUGCCUUCAGGAGGACAAAAUGGCUCCGGGGAAGGCUGACAGGGAAUGAUGGCUGCCUUGACAAAAUGGUGGACCUUCCUCCACCCUUUACUACUGACCACCCACCACCUUGGAUUUCCAUCUCAGGGUCCAAAUUGCAAGAAAAUGGGGGCAUCCUUCAUUCCUUGUGCAAAGAAGGAUGCCCAAAAUGGUCUCCUUGGUCCAAAAGUGGUGGCCAUUUUGUUUUUUUUGCAGGACAACAACACCUCACUGUUCUUCUUCUACCAAAUACCUCAAUAUUACGUUUUGGGUGGAUGGGAUAUGAAGUAUCACUACUGUAUUGUAUGCAUUGCCUGAAUAUUCUGUGAAGAACUGAAUGUAUUACUGAAUUACUCCACUUCCGUUCUCCAUGGAACCCUCUGAGAAGAAGGCCUUCUCGACCUCUUCCAUUCCUUCUGGCAUGAAGGGAAAAAGGAAAAUUAAAAGCCAAAGGCCAUUAAUGUUAAAUAGAA
This is a messenger RNA of Anolis sagrei ordinatus, 3101 nucleotides long. RefSeq names its product matrix metallopeptidase 28 (gene MMP28). Gene Ontology annotation, biological process: proteolysis; collagen catabolic process; extracellular matrix organization. Lineage: Eukaryota; Metazoa; Chordata; Lepidosauria; Squamata; Anolidae. Gene Ontology annotation, cellular component: extracellular matrix. The record is from RefSeq and is a predicted model, not a curated record. Gene Ontology annotation, molecular function: metalloendopeptidase activity; zinc ion binding.